Molecule: messenger RNA, 928 nt
Organism: Oppiella nova
Lineage: Eukaryota; Metazoa; Arthropoda; Arachnida; Sarcoptiformes; Oppiidae
Source: the annotation of a GenBank genome assembly
AUAUAUUUUGAAAGUCUUUUAAAGUAUUGUAUCUCUAAAAUGAAUUCAAAAUUACUUUCACUGAAUAUAUUGAUUGUAAUAUUUGUCACAUUAUUUGGCAAUUCAUAUGAGGAGUGCUUAUGUAAUGUCAGACUUCGAGGAGAAUAUUGCGGAUCAGAACUGAACCGAAGGAAUGGAAACAAUGAUUGCGAGAAAAGUAUUUAUUUCUGCGGACGAAAUAAUCGCAACAAAACAGCAGUUCUUUUGGCCAAAUGUAGCGAAGAGUCGGAAUGCGAUCAAAAUCAGACGCCUUUGUCCUCAAGAACCAGAAGGAGAAACUCGUGUUUGCGAGCACUUAAGUGUCACUGUCGGCAAGGCAUGGGUCGGGGCCCUCAUUGUGGCAAUCAGUUGGAAGGGGAUGACUGUCCACCUAAUGUGCUAUUCAGAUGUCGUUAUACUAAUAACGCCGUCAGAGCUCACAGAACUGAACCGAAGGAAUGGAAACAAUGAUUGCGAGAAAAGUAUUUAUUUCUGCGGACGAAAUAAUCGCAACAAAACAGCAGUUCUUUUGGCCAAAUGUAGCGAAGAGUCGGAAUGCGAUCAAAACCAGACCUCUUUGUCCUCAAGAACCAGAAGGAGAAACUCGUGUUUGCGGGCACUUAAGUGUCACUGUCGGCAAGGCAUGGGUCGGGGCCCUCAUUGUGGCAAUCAGUUGGAAGGGGAUGACUGUCCACCUAAUGUGCUAUUCAGAUGUCGUUAUACUAAUAACGCCGUCAGAGCUCGUGAUGCCUGUCCUGAUGGCUGUAAUGAUGGCAAAUGUAUUAAUGCGGUCGACAUUAAUGACAAUACUUCUGAAUCAGGUGGUGAUGGCGAGACCGAUACAGAGCCUUAAAAUGAUAUUACAUUACAGUUAAUACACAAUAAUUAUUAAUAAAAUAUUGAGUAUAUU